AUGGCCAUCAACACUUCAGUUAAUACCUUCUUGAAACAGGAGUCGAGUCGCCUCGGCCUCAAUCUGUCUGCGAGUGACCGAGUUGAGAUUAUAGUGACACUUGGUGAUUUUGAACAGUGCAUCUCUCCAAAUUCGCAAGUCAAUUGUCAUUUGUUUCAAGUCAAUUGUGAUCCUUUGUCAAGAACAGGAUUAUUGCAGAUAGGAGACGAUGUCGCCGGGGCGUCAGAUACGUGGAGUCGCGUCGUACGCACAAUCAAUCAAUUCGCUUCCGAAGCUUGGGCCAACGAACCUGGAACGUUUGCAGACCUUGAUUUAUUAAAAGUUGGACAAGGUGGUUUGACAAGGAUUGAGGUUAUCACUCAGUUUACUUUUUGGGCCGCAGCGAAGUGA
Molecule: messenger RNA, 390 nt
Organism: Melampsora larici-populina 98AG31
Lineage: Eukaryota; Fungi; Basidiomycota; Pucciniomycetes; Pucciniales; Melampsoraceae
Exons: 3
Coding region: 1-390 (129 amino acids)
Source: RefSeq, a predicted model, not a curated record